AACAUUUCGCAAAGAAAAAUUGUUAAGAUUCUUGUGAGGAAGGAUUCGAUGUUUGUCUACGCUAUUUCCAGGCAUAAAAUUCUAGAAACUACCAAUUAUUGCUCUUUUAUCAGCAGUGCAGAUGUUGAAAAUGUGCACUAGGUUUUUCUAUGUCACUUUCCUCGUCUCCACAUCGACCAGAAGUGCAUAAACUAGAACGAAUAUCUUCAAAUGGAUGAUCUCGAUCGGAAAUCAUUUCAAGUGACAGCAGGCAGAUUCGCCAUCCUUUAGAAACACCACUCUUCGGCCUCUACAACGUGAACAACAUCAAAAUUACUUUCCGCGAAGCCAACAGGUGAAUUUAGUACACGAGCAACGUUGGCAGGCCUUACUACUGCUCCAAAACAGUAUAUCGUGACCCGAGUUCUUUAGGAUUUCGAUCUUCGAUUACAGCGAUCGUAUAUCGAUUUAUCUCUCGCCCGUCCCUAGUUUGAGUGCUCCAUUUUCAAAAGGGUUCGACGCGGUGGUGACUCAAACGGUGGUUGCGAAAUGAUCGGUGAUCUAUUGCGCCAAACGCGUGCGAUGAAUCGGGCUAAACGAGUAUCAAAACAAAACUCUUCUUAGUGCCGCGUAGACUCGAGGAUCGAUCCGGCUCGAAGGACCAAAUUUUGUGUCGGCACUAGAGGAUAAUUCAGUGUCAAGUUGUCGACGAGGUACCCCUUGGAAAUUGCAAGAAGAAUAACUUUUGACAGACGACUAAGAAGUCAAGGUUUCUCGAGAUCUGCGAUGGUUUUGAAAUGAGACAAAGCAUCCUUUUACCGUCUAGAUUGAUUUCAGUUUCUGGUUUGCUGGAGGUGUAGAGGCUCAAGAUGGUGAGGAGCAGAACACCUUCGCAAUGCGAUGGUUCAAUGACGUUCGAGAUGCAGAGGAAAUACUCUGUACCGUCAAAUCCCGAAUCUAGAGCUUUUUCAGGAACAGCAAGCGAAGAUCUUCAUGCAUGGUCGAUAUAUCGGCAAAACCUGAAUUCCGAUUUCACCGAUAACGCUUUAGGAUCGCAAGACAAGAGCCCUUUGCCCUAUGGGAAUUUCCAACUGAGGGACACAACAGUGCAGUCUAUUUUGUCCCAUCCUAGAUAUGGACCUAAAUCAGCCUUGGGAUCGAACAUGUACACAUACUUAAAAUUCGGACUUCCAAGAGUAUUUCCUCCUAAUCACGACCCCAAUCGUUCAGGAACUCCGCAACAUUUCAUCAGAAACGCCUCAACUAGACCACGAGAAAAGUCGUCCAAAUCAGGAAACAGGAUACCGAGGGAAGGCAGCUCUGGCUACGACAGCUCGGACAACGAAACAGCCAAUCAAUACAAGCAGAACAGGAAAUAUAGAUCGGAUCCCGAUUUCCGGCAGCAGCACUUGAACAUGACGUACCAGCACGAGACUGGAAUACCUCUAGCAGCGUUAAAACAGCAAGGCCUUGGUCCGCCCCAGAACCAACAACAAUGGAAUCGAAACAAAAGCAUCUCCGAGGCUAAUCUUCUCAUGACUGAAUAUUCGAAAGGUGGCUACAAUCCCCAUGCGAGGGACCCUAGGAGGAAUAGUGUCGCGGACUUUGGCAUGCGAGAUUACAUCGACCAUGGUGCGGUUGGAACCAUGAAUCGACCUUUCCCUAAGUCAGAAAGCCACCUUUCAUAUAACACGAGGAAAUCGCAGCCUAUAAUUCCAAGACCUGAAUUCGCCCCUUCUGAUGAUGAGAGCAGAACUGUCUUCCUCUACCCUCACCUUCAAGUGUUAGGACUUAGCGUUUGCCCAGAGUUGGGCUCGUGUUGCAGCGGAAGCCAUUACCUACUACUCAACGACAUCUCUUUCGAAGUCAGAGGAGGUGAAAUGCUCGCCAUCAUAUCCACAUCGGAAGAAGAGAGCACCACAUUACUGGACAUCUUGGCAGGUAGAAAAGAACCACUCGCCGGAGACAUAAUCCUCAACGGACAACGCGUCAGAAGGAACGCCCUGAACACCAGGGUGGCUUACGUACAGAACGAUCUCAAUCUCUGCGAAGACAUGACGGUGGCCCAGACUCUCAGAUUCCAUUACGAUCUCAAGAAACCCACCGACAAAUUAGGAUAUUUCAAAUUGGAUGCCAUGGAUAGGAUAAACGUUUUGAUCGAAGAUCUUGGUUUGGAGCAAGUGAGACAUACUAAAGUGGCCUCGAUGACAAUUUCUGAAAAGAGAAGGCUGAACGUGGCUUGCCAGUUAUUGCUGGACACCGAUAUAGUUUUAUUAGAUCAGCCCACCAAAGGAAUGGACAUAUUUGAUACGUUCUUUCUUGUUGAAUAUCUGCGACAGUGGGCUAGUGGUGGAACCAGUAACGCUUUAGGUAAAAUAGUAGUUUUAACUCUUCACCCACCAACAUACGAGAUUUUCACGAUGCUCUCCAGGAUAUUACUGUUAUCUGCCGGCAGAACAAUGUUCAGCGGAAGGAGGAGAGAUAUGUUGCCAUAUUUUGCUUCAGUCGACUACCCCUGUCCAUCCUUCAAGAACCCAUCGGAUUAUUAUCUGGACCUGGUAACCUUGGAUGAUUUAUCAGCUGAAGCCAUGCUCGAGUCCUCACAGCGUAUAGAACAAUUAGCGGAAAUAUUCAGACAGAAGCAGGAACCUCUCAGCGAUCCUGGUCCACCGUCUUCCUUACCUUCCAGGGUCAAGUCUGCCAAUUUCUUCGUGAAAACAUUCGUUUUAUUCACGAAAUCGUUAGUGUACAGCCAAACCAAUACGUUUUUGUAUUGGCUCACAUUAGUGGUAGCUUCGGCUAGUCUCUCACUGAUAAUGGGAGCAAUAUUCUGGGAUGUGCCAAAGACCGACUUCAAUUUGAGUCUGAACGACAGACCAGGUUACCAUUAUGCUGUAAUGUGUUUCAUGUGUUGGCCACUUCUUCUACAGCUCACCUAUUCCGAGAUUAGGAAAAAUAGAAAUGUGGUAGAGAGAGAUAUAAGACAAGGACUGUAUGGGAGAUUCACGUAUAUUUUUUGCAAGACUCUGUUCAACAUUUUCCCCUCUCUUUUCAUCUGGAUAAUUUAUAUUGUGCCAAGUUACUCGAUGUCAGGGCUGUAUAUGCAAAGUCCUAGCGAUUACGAUGGGUUCUAUAUUUACUUAGGUGUGAUGCUGCUUUACCUGAGCUGUCUUCAAAUUUUUCUCACAGCUUUCAUAUACCUACUUCCCGCAUCCAAUGGCUCAGUUUUCUUCUCAUCCAUGCUGUUAACGUCUUUAUUUAGCGUCUCCGGAUUUUUUGUGCAUUUCAAAGACAUGCCAGUGUAUAUAAAAUACCUCAAGUAUGCGAGUCCUACAGAAUGGUUACUUCCGUUUUUACUGAAUCGAGAAUUGACUCCCACCGCCUUAGCAUCUGUUCUUGCCUCCCCUCCUUUAUGCAGGAACAAACAGAUACAGCAUCAGGAUAUCAUAGUCCAGCUGCCCUGUCCGGUACCUAAUGGUACCCAAAUAUUACACAAUUUCGGCUUCUUAGAUUCCCAAAAAGAAGUUAUGAAUUACGAUAAUACACCGUUGGCCUUGGCGGUUUUUUAUCUGGCUUUUUUUCUUUUCACGAUAUUCGUGUUUGUUGUCAAUUUUGGUCAUUCAAAAAAGGUCAAACAAAAGAACGGAAACAUGUCAUAACUUGACUCUUUACGAUGUAUUAUUGAUUUUUAAUCGAACACGUUUGUACAAAUAUUUAUAAGUGAUAAUUAUUAUGAGAUAUGAUGAAAUCUUUAAUAAAUUGUAAUUUGAAAUUAA
This is a messenger RNA of Coccinella septempunctata (seven-spotted ladybird), 3755 nucleotides long. RefSeq names its product ATP-binding cassette sub-family G member 8. Lineage: Eukaryota; Metazoa; Arthropoda; Insecta; Coleoptera; Coccinellidae. The transcript has 15 exons. Gene Ontology annotation, cellular component: plasma membrane. Gene Ontology annotation, molecular function: ABC-type transporter activity; ATP hydrolysis activity; ATP binding. The coding region runs from base 849 to 3638 and encodes 929 amino acids. The record is from RefSeq and is a predicted model, not a curated record.